GCAAGGCACCUCCCCCUGUGAGCAGAGCUUGGUACAGCCCAAAUAGUUUUCAGGUUAAGAAAGCCAGAAUCUUUGUUCAGCCGCACUGACUGAACAGACUUUUGGUGGGGUUACCUGGCUAACAGCAGCAGCGGCGAAGGCGGCAGUGGCGGCAGUGGCAGCAGUAGCAGCAACAGCAGCAGGGCUCCUGGGAUAACUCAGGCAUAGUUCAACACUAUGGGUCCUCCUCUGAAGCUCUUCAAAAACCAGAAAUACCAGGAACUGAAGCAGGAAUGUAUCAAAGACAGUAGACUUUUCUGUGAUCCAACAUUUCUUCCUGAGAAUGAUUCUCUGUUCUACAAUCGACUGCUUCCUGGAAAAGUGGUAUGGAAACGUCCCCAGGACAUCUGUGAUGAUCCCCAUCUGAUUGUGGGCAACAUUAGCCACCACCAGCUGACCCAGGGGAGACUGGGGCACAAGCCAAUGGUUUCUGCAUUUUCCUGUUUGGCUGUUCAAGAGUCUCACUGGACAAAGACAAUUCCCAACCAUAAGGAACAGGAAUGGGACCCUCAUAAAACAGAUAAAUAUGCUGGGAUAUUUCGCUUUCGUUUCUGGCAUUUUGGAGAAUGGACUGAAGUGGUGAUUGAUGACUUGUUGCCCACCAACGGAGAUUUGGUCUUCUCUUUCUCCACCUCCAUGAAUGAGUUUUGGAAUGCUCUGCUGGAAAAAGCUUAUGCAAAGCUGCUAGGCUGUUAUGAGGCCCUGGAUGGUUUGACCAUCACUGAUAUUAUUGUGGACUUCACGGGCACAUUGGCUGAAACUGUUGACAUGCAGAAAGGAAGAUACACUGAGCUUGUUGAGGAGAAGUACAAGCUGUUCGGAGAACUGUACAAAACAUUUACCAAAGGUGGUCUGAUCUGCUGUUCCAUUGAGUCUCCCAAUCAGGAGGAGCAAGAAGUUGAAACUGAUUGGGGUCUGCUGAAGGGCCAUACUUACACCAUGACUGAUAUUCGCAAAAUUCGUCUUGGAGAGAGACUUGUGGAAGUCUUCAGUGCUGAGAAGCUGUAUAUGGUUCGCCUGAGAAACCCCUUGGGAAGACAGGAAUGGAGUGGCCCCUGGAGUGAAAUUUCUGAAGAGUGGCAGCAACUGACUGCAGCAGAUCGCAAGAACCUGGGGCUUGUUAUGUCUGAUGAUGGAGAGUUUUGGAUGAGCUUGGAGGAGUUUUGCCGCAACUUUCACAAACUGAAUGUCUGCCGCAAUGUGAACAACCCUAUUUUUGGCCGAAAGGAGCUGGAAUCAGUGUUGGGAUGCUGGACUGUAGAUGAUGAUCCCCUGAUGAACCGCUCAGGAGGCUGCUAUAACAACCGUGAUACCUUCCUGCAGAAUCCCCAGUACAUCUUCACCGUGCCUGAGGAUGGGCACAAGGUCAUUAUGUCACUGCAGCAGAAGGACCUGCGCACUUACCGCCGAAUGGGAAGACCUGACAAUUACAUCAUUGGCUUUGAGCUCUUCAAGGUGGAGAUGAACCGGAAAUUUCGCCUCCACCACCUCUACAUCCAGGAGCGUGCUGGGACUUCCACCUAUAUUGAUACCCGCACAGUGUUUCUGAGCAAGUACCUGAAGAAGGGCAGCUAUGUGCUUGUCCCAACCAUGUUUCAGCAUGGUCGCACCAGCGAGUUUCUCCUAAGAAUCUUCUCUGAAGUGCCUGUCCAGCUCAGGGAACUGACUCUGGACAUGCCCAAAAUGUCCUGCUGGAACCUCGCUCGUGGCUACCCAAAAGUAGUUACUCAGAUCACUGUUCACAGUGCUGAGGACCUGGAGAGGAAGUAUGCCAAUGAAACUGUAAACCCAUUGGUCAUUAAAUGUGGAAAGGAAGAAGUCCGUUCUCUCCAGAAGAAUACUGUCCAUGCCAUUUUUGACACCCAGGCCAUUUUCUACAGAAGGACCACUGACAUUCCUAUAUUUUUGUAGGUCUGGAACAGCCGAAAAUUCUGUGAUCAGUUCUUGGGGCAGGUUACUCUGGAUGCUGACCCCAGCGAUUGCCGUGAUCUGAAAUCUCUGUACCUGCGUAAGAAGGGUGGUCCCACUGCCAAAGUCAAGCAAGGCCACAUCAGUUUCAAGGUUAUUUCCAGUGAUGAUCUCACUGAGCUCUAAAUCUCCAAUCCCAGAGAAUCCUGACAGAGCUUGUCACCCUUUUAUUUUUCGACAGGUGCCAGGUCUUAGUUAAGAUGCACAAUCUUUAGAAAGAAUAAGAUUCACAAUAAUUAACUUUUCCUCUCUUCUAAUAAGUUCCCCAUACCUCCCAAUCCAAGUAGCAUCAGUAGCUAUAUAACCUAUAUACCUCCAGCAGCUGGACAGGGGGAGGUGACAGUCUUAUCUAGACAUCAUACACGUUUGCCAAGAAAGGAUCUUGGCAAAGAUCCUUUUUAAGGGGUGAGAUUCAAGCAGGACAAUAACAAGAGGCUGGACACCCUACAGAUGUCUUUGAUGUUUUCAGUUGUUUAAUAUAUCUCCCCUGUAGGGCAUGUUGAGGAAGGAGGAAGGCUGAUCAAGGCCAAGCUGGUCUAGCCUGACAUCCUAGCUCCUGACUGAACACUAUAGACUUCCCAGCAGCAUUCCACCCAGCAGCCAGAGCCAACUUUAAGUUCCCGACCAUUACAGCCACCACUGCCACCACCGCCAACCACGACCACCACCACCACCACCACAACCACCACCAUCACCUCCUCUGGAAAGUGUAGUCCUGCCUAACCCAAGUCACCCCCCACAGUAAAUUUUACCUUCAUAUUGAGAAAGCUUCCUAGGUGCUUAAUCAAGAGCUGGAGUUCAAUGAGUCCUAGACAGUGAGAAGGGCCUGAGCUUCAGCUCAAUGGAAACCAGCUGUGUGCCACAAGACGAAAAAGUGGAAGAAGCUGCGGUGGGAGACAAAGCCUUGGUCCUCCACCCAUCCACACACACCUACACUCACACACGCGCACCUGGGCGCGCACGAACUACCGUUCAGGCAGUCAGUAGGCAAAAGGAAAGAUGAGUAAGUACCACAUACACCUAAAAGAUGACAGGAUUCAUCCAGACGUAGUACAGCCAGUUUGGGGCCCCUGACUGCAAUGUGAAACCUCUCGCUGCUGCUAGGUUUACAAACAAGCCCAUUGUCCUGUGCCUCCUAAUAUCAUUUGUACUGAAGACCCCAUCUGGGGACUUGAGACUUUGGUUCCAGCCCAGAUGCCUCAGACUUUUCUCUCACUUAGGAUGCUUCACUCUCUGCGGGUGUUUGUUUGCCCUCUCAUUUUCAGUACUGCUACAGAAUUUUCUCUAGAGUCAAUUAUUAUGAAACGUUCUUCCCUCCAUCCUAACCUAUGAAUGUCUUCCCCUCCUUCGAGGCCCAGUAUAAAUGCCACCUUCUCCAUGAAGCCUUUCCUAAUUCCACCCCAAGCCCACACCUUCAACAAUAUUUCAAUGCUUCUGCAAUGAUGAAAAAUAAAUAUAGUUGUAGUACUUAGCCUAGUCCAGCAAGCAUUCAUUUUUAGCUCACUCAUUUCUUACUAUGUUUUUCAGUCUGUGUAACUUCUGCAAUGCCUUCACUACACUGCCUUACAUAAACUAAAUCACAAUAAAGUUCAUAUUAAAUACAGUGA
Molecule: messenger RNA, 3614 nt
Organism: Callithrix jacchus (white-tufted-ear marmoset)
Lineage: Eukaryota; Metazoa; Chordata; Mammalia; Primates; Cebidae
Source: RefSeq, a predicted model, not a curated record